Messenger RNA from Saccostrea echinata, 1023 nucleotides. RefSeq names its product calmodulin-like. The record is from RefSeq and is a predicted model, not a curated record. NCBI's taxonomy places the organism in Eukaryota, Metazoa, Mollusca, Bivalvia, Ostreida, Ostreidae. Gene Ontology annotation, molecular function: calcium ion binding. The coding region runs from base 267 to 773 and encodes 168 amino acids. The transcript is spliced from 5 exons.
CUUUGAAUCAAAGCCUCUUUUCAGAUUACUGUUAAACAGCACGGCGGAAGGAAAUAUGUGUAUAGUGUGUGACAUUUAGACAGACAUUUUCUUAGGAGGAUAUAUAGUAUAUAUAUGUAUUUUUUUUUUUACAAAUAAUAUUCUUACAGUAGCAUUAUCGAUUUUGUCCCCGACAUCGUAAUAGUUGAACGUUUUAUGAUGGACGAUUUAUAGCGCUAGCAGCUUAACAAUUAUCGAGUUAGAUUACACAGAAAUAAAUUUCAACCAUGUCUGCAGACAAAAAAUCCAAACGGUUAUUGGCAGAAGUUACCGAGGAUCUGACUCAGGAACAAAUAGAAGAGUUCAAGAAAGCAUUUUCGUCCAUUGAUCUUAAUAAAGACGGUAAAAUAUCGAAGAAAGAACUGGUAGAGGCUGCAAAAUUGUUGGGUAUUAAUAUUACACUAGAGGAAUCGAAAAAAUUGAUCGAAAGUGUAGAUCUGAAUAAAGAUGGAAAUAUAGGAUUUGAAGAAUAUGUCCUACUCAUGAAAGACACAUUUCUACAAAUAGAACUUAACUGUGAACGAUUCAGAGCAUCAUUUAUGCUGAUAGACAAGAAUAACGAUGGUGUGAUUUCCUUCGACGAACUUGUACGAGCUUUAGCAUUUAAAAAAGAGCAUCAUGAUCUAAAUAAAGUACGCGAAAUCUUUAGUGCUGCAGACACGGAUGGAGACGGAACUAUUAAUUUUAAAGAAUUUGCUACAUCAUCUUUACCAAGUGUUGUAUUUGGAGAAUAGUUAUGGAUUAAUUAUCUUAGUUAAAUUGUGAUAAAAACUAUGAAGACUGGAGAAGUUAAAACUCUGUGCAGGAAAGAGGAAUUUUUGAUGUUGUCUUUGAAUAUUUCUGUUACAUUUUGUAAAUUGUUUGCAUGUGUUCAGCAGAAUUCGUUCGAACAAAUAAGUACAGUUUUUUUUUAUUUAUAAUUUGUUCAUCAGACAUUUUGUGAUAUUUGAUGCUUGAUAUGUGAAUCUUUACUUUGAACAGAAA